This is a messenger RNA of Humulus lupulus (European hop), 691 nucleotides long. Its product is annotated as mRNA export factor GLE1-like. The coding region runs from base 170 to 691 and encodes 173 amino acids. The record is from RefSeq and is a predicted model, not a curated record. Gene Ontology annotation, molecular function: inositol hexakisphosphate binding; translation initiation factor binding; phospholipid binding. Gene Ontology annotation, cellular component: nuclear pore; cytoplasm; nuclear pore cytoplasmic filaments. Gene Ontology annotation, biological process: regulation of translational termination; poly(A)+ mRNA export from nucleus; regulation of translational initiation. NCBI's taxonomy places the organism in Eukaryota, Viridiplantae, Streptophyta, Magnoliopsida, Rosales, Cannabaceae. The transcript has 7 exons.
ACCUCUUUCGUCCAGUGUGGUAUUGCUGCCAACGGUCAAAAACCAAAAACCCAAACUCGGUGUUGGUGAUUGCGUUUUGAGCCACGAACGAGGGGAGGUACUAUACAGUGGAUUGCGAAAACCCUAUUAUUUGGGGGAACCGAAGCUUUUCGAAUUGAAGUUUUACGCAAUGGGAGCUGUUAAGUUGGAACUUCGUUGUCCCCAAACUGUUGAGGGAAUUGCUGCCGACCCUGAACCUGAUUGGAGCUUCGAUGCUCUUUUAACAGAGCUUAAUGCAUUGGAAACAAAACUUAGUAGCUCUUCCAAAGUCCCAAUGCCAUUCACUAAAGUGCAAUCGCGUCAAUUUUCAAAUGUGAAGAGCGUAGAAAGAAGUUCUAGGCCAUUUGUAAUGCGUGUCCUCGAUGAUGAGGUGGAUGAAAUUGACAAUGCAUAUGAGGAAGCUCAAGAUAGAAGCUCCCUUUCUGCUAAUCGGUUUAAUUUUAACGACCUUUAUGUUAGUUAUUGCUAUGAUUAUGUUCGCCAUGAAAGAAAUAUCUCUAAAUUGAUAUGGCAGAUUACAGGAACUAAUGAUGCUGUCAAACAAAAAGCAGCAGAACUUGUCAAGAUCCUCAAAAAUCCUGCUUACCCUCAAUCUAUCAGUGCUGGAGCAUUUGCUAGAAAGAUGGUGAUGAUGGUGCAUGCUUUUGCUUGA